This is a messenger RNA of Lycium barbarum (goji berry), 5223 nucleotides long. RefSeq names its product disease resistance protein Roq1-like. Gene Ontology annotation, biological process: defense response; signal transduction. Bases 93 to 4169 code for a protein of 1358 amino acids. The transcript is spliced from 7 exons. The record is from RefSeq and is a predicted model, not a curated record. Gene Ontology annotation, molecular function: ADP binding. Lineage: Eukaryota; Viridiplantae; Streptophyta; Magnoliopsida; Solanales; Solanaceae.
GGUGAAGCCCUGUUCUUCAGUAACAACUCAAUAUGUGAGUUUUCUCCAAGCUAAGAAUUUCGAUUUCCUGUUAGGGUUUGGCAUUUACCAAAAUGUCUUAUGCUUCUUCCAGUACAUCUUCCAAUUCCAUAUUUAAGAAGUAUGAUGUUUUUUUGAGUUUUAGAGGUCCAGAUACUCGCAGAACCUUUGUGAGUCAUCUUUAUAACGCUCUGGAACAAAAAAAUAUACAUGCUUUCAAAGAUGAUGAGCGGUUGGAAACGGGAAAAUCAAUUCCCGAUGAACUUUUGAAAUCCAUAAAAGAGUCUAGAUUUGCUAUCGUGAUAUUUUCAAAAAGCUAUGCAUCCUCAAAAUGGUGUUUAGAGGAGCUUGCACACAUAAUUAAAUGCCGAAAAAGAUCUAACCUUAAUGUGAUUCCAAUUUUUUAUGAUGUGAGUCCAUCAGAUGUACGUCAUCAAAAACCCCCAUUCGCUAAGUCGUUUACCCAACACGAGAAAAAAUGCGAAGAUGAUAUGGAAAAGAUUGAAAGAUGGAGGAAUGCAUUUGAAGUGGCAGGGAAAAUAGCAGGACAUGAUGUAAAAAAUUAUAAGGAUGAUGCAGAUUGCAUCAAGAAACUAGUUGAUGACAUAUUUCCUAAGCUUCAAGUUAUUUCACCCUUUCAGAAAAGCUUAGUGGGUAUGAAAUCUCAAAUUGAGAAAGUAGUAUCAUUAUUAGAUAUGGAAUCAGAUGAUGUUCGUUCUAUUGGAAUUUGGGGUAUGGGCGGCAUAGGCAAGACAGAACUUGCAACUAGUCUAUAUCUAAGUUACUGUCAUCAAUUUGACGCUCAUUGUUUUCUUGGUGGUCUUGGAGCAUCGUAUCAGAAAAAUGGACAAGCAUGGUCAGAACAGGUCCUCAUUGGCAAGAUCUUGGGUGGAAAGUUGACUCUAACUAGUGAACAUGAAGGGUUGAGUGCUAUAAUGAAUAUGCUUCACCAGAAGAAAGUUUUGUUUGUUCUCGAUGAUGUAAACCAUCAAGAACAACUGGAAUAUUUAGUUGGCGAGCCAGACUGGUUUGGUAGGGGUAGCAGAGUUAUUUUAACAGCAAGAAAUAGGAACCUGUUAAUCAGUCAUGCUGGGGAUAACGUGUAUGAAGUCCAACUCUUACCUGAGAAUAACGCUUUUGAAUUGUUCAGGAGGCAUGCUUUUAGAGAAAAAUCACCAAAGAAAGAUUUUAUGGAGCUUUCAAGUCAAAUGGUGGAGUAUGCAGGUGGACUCCCUUUAGCUCUUAAAGUUUUGGGUUCCUCCUGUUAUAACCGAACCAAAGAGCAAUUCAGAGACAUAAUCGAUCGGCUGAAGAAAAUCCCUCCCAAUGAUAUUCUGGGAAAACUUAGGAUUAGUUAUGAUGGACUGGAUAAAGAUGAGAAGGCAAUAUUUCUAGAUACUUGCAGCUUGCACAAAGAUGACUCAGUAGAUUAUGUGAAACUAGUACUGAAGAGUCGUGGUAUUCAGUUGAUAGGAAUAGAUUACCUUGUCGAAAAAUCUCUGAUAUCCAUUUCAGGUUGCAGAAUUGAGAGGCAUAAUUUGAUCAGAGAAAUGGGUGAAAAUAUCCUAAGGGAAGAGUACACAAACAGCAGAAUAUGGCUUCCUGAGGAUGUUCAUGAGCUUUUUGCUGGAAAGUUGAAAACAGAAAAGUUGGAAAGCCUAUGUAUCCCAAAAGGUUACAAUUUUGAAGAUGCUCUUGUUAAUUGUAGCGAGGUAUUCAAGAGGAUGCAAAGCUUACAAGUACUCAAAGUUGAAGGUGAAACCUCUCGCUCAGAUUUUGCUAUCAGUGAUCUUCCUUCCAGCUUGCGGUUUAUUGAUAAGUUGAUAUGCUUGAAGUAUUUGGAUCUCAGCUCCAGCCUUCAGUUAACAAAAACUCCUAAUUUUGAUGAUAUGCCAAACUUGAAAACACUAAGUUUAAGGAGGUGUGAGAAUUUGGAAGAGGUUGAUUCCUCUCUUGGACUUUGCAGUAAGCUUACUUAUUUGGAUUUGAAAGGUUGUGCCAAACUUUGGAUGCAUCAAAAAUUUAUCCCCAUAGCAUCUCUUGAGUAUCUCGACCUCCGUGGCUGCACAAAUUUAAAAGAAUUUCCAAAAGUCUGUGGAGAUAUGCAGAGCUUAUUGAAACUUUCUGUAGGAUCCCCCCUGAUAAGACGCUUGCCCCAGAAUUUCAGCAGCUUGACUAAAUUACAUUUGGAAGAUUGUGAAGAUCUUGAAAGUAUGCCGGAUACUAUUCCAAAUCUUAAAGAUCUCUGUAUUUCAGGAUGCAAGAAUCUUGCAACGCUGCCAAAUAGCCUCUUUGAAUCAGAUCAAUUGGAGGAACUUGAAAUAUCAAAAUGUUCUAGAUUGGUAGACCUCCCCAUAUCUCUUGGAGUUCAUAAGAAGCUUAAACAACUCGUCAUAAGUGAUUGUGAGAACUUAAAAAAGCUUCCGAACUCCAUUCAGAUGGAAUCCCUGGAAUAUCUCCGCAUAUCUCAUUACCCAAAAUUGGAUACAUUUCCAGAAAUCAAUGGAGAUAUGCAUCGCUUAGCAGAACUGAUCGUACGAUCUACUGGGAUUAGAAAAUUGCCUAUGUCAGUCGGGAAUCUGAGCGGCCUCAUGCAUAUUGAUCUGGAAGGCUGUGAAGAUCUUGUAAGUCUACCAAACAGCCUGUGUAAUUUGGAGAAUCUUCAAUGGCUUGUUCUUUGCGGCUGCAAAAAGCUAGAGAAGCUUCCAGAGAACAUUGGUGAUCUGCAAAUGUUAGAAAAACUGGAUGCAAGUGGAACUGCAAUCUCCCAACCACCUCCCUCCAUCAGGAAGCUUCGCAAACUGGAGGAUUUAAAUUUCUCGCAGGAACAACUUCAACAUUCCUCAAGUUUGGUUUUGCAUCAAGUAUCAGGUUUAUCCUCCUUGAAACGUCUUCAUCUUGGUAAUUGCUACAUGCUGAGUGGACUUCUCGAGGAUCUUGUAUCUUUCCACUCAUUGGAAUGCCUGAAUGUUAGAGGAAGCAAUAUUUCUUGUAUACCCAAAAGCAUCAAGGAACUCUUGUGCCUUGAAAUCCUGGACGUGCAAUUAUGUAAGAAUCUUAAUGAACUGCCUGGAGAGCUACCCCCAAAUCUAGUGGAGCUAUAUGCAGAUUAUCAUUUGGCCUUGAAGAGCAUUAGAGAUCUACUUAAGUGUGUGAAGUUGUAUGAUAUCAAAAUAUCCUGGCAUGGUGUCUCAACUAACCAAGUUAAUGUGUUGAGGUUCAUACAAUAUUUUCUCAGGGCAUAUACCCAGUGUGACUUCCACCAAAGGAGAUAUUUUUGCAUUUCUUCUCCCGAAGUCAGAAUUCCGGAGUCGUUUGGUUAUCAGUUAAGAAAUCAAGAAAAUAUCUCAAUCAAUCUGAACCCGUUUUGGUAUACCAAUAAAUUCAUGGGAUUCUCCAUAUGUUGCUAUACUAAUGGAUGGCAAGAUGCUGCUAUAAUAGCUACACUGGUCUGCAAAUUUGGCCCUCGAAGAAUACAUUCCUUGAAGUGUCACAUCAAUCAAUGUCGGCUCGAUAAUUCUGCUCCUUCUCUCAUGUGGUUCUACAUACCAUUUAAAAUGUUGUGGCAUGUUUCUGAAAAUAAAGAAGGGAAGAACCCAAAUGAUUAUUGCCUAUUUGAGGUAUCUACAAUGUGUUGUAAUGAAGCAUGUUGGGGAAUUCGCCUGGAGUAUGAGAGUAAUGUUAGGAGAAGGAGAAGGCGAAGGAUACAUCGGGCGACUCAAAGUUCCAAACUCUUUCCAGUUCAGCAGAACAAUAAUGCAGUCACAACUGUAAAUGGCUGCUCGAUGGCAUUGGAACAACCAGAGCCAUCACACACUUCUAGUAGUUUGCAAUCUUCUGUUGAGCAUAACACCACAAUAGAGGUGAAUCAAGCAACAAUGGCUGUUCAAAAUGAACAUGAAUCUCAGAAUGUUGAGCUGGAUAGAGUUUGUGAUAGCUCAUCAAGGGAAAUGGGUGAUGCUUCAAGAAAGAGAAAGAGAAAGAGACAGAGACAGAGAAACAAAAACAAAAAGGGUAAAACAACCUCAAAUUAUCCAACUCUUCUCGAUUCAACAGCAGGGACAAUGAAAUUAGCUGCUCUCAUCUCACCAACUAGCAUGCAUGAUUUUGAUUGCAAAAAGGGUUAUCCAAAGAAGCAUCUACCCGAUUGAACUUUAGAAACAAAGAAGAUGUAAUGGAGCAACUACUCAACAUCAAAGCCAAGUUCUAGAAGCUAUCCAAGAAGUUUCUGUGGUCUGGUAGGCCUGAAAAAUCAAAGACUGCUUUGAUCUCUUGGGAAAGAUUGUGCGGUCCACAAGCUUCUGGUUGUCUGGGGUUGGUUGAUGUAUCAGCUGGAAUAGGACUGCUAAUUGCAAACAUCUUUGGAGCUUGUAUUUGAGGAAAGAUAAGCUGUGGAUUCAGUGGGUUCACAGCUAUUAUAUACCUGAUGGGAACUGUUUGGGAUGCACAGUCUAUUCAUGCUUCAUGGAUGAUCAAAAAGAUUUUAGGCUCUAAACAAACCUUUGAGGCAACUGGCCUGGCGAUGAGGAGCAGGAUCUUCAUCAAAUGAGUAAAUUCAGUGCUAAUGCUGUAUACCAGAAACUCAGAGGUGACAUACCAAAGGUAGAGUGGAGAAGACUGAUUUGCAUUAAUCAUGGCUCGCCAAAGAUAGGAUUGCUCAAUGGUCAGUUUUAAUUGAUCUUUCAUGUCCCUUAUGCUGCUCAACUGAUGAGUCUCUGAAUCACAUGUUUUUCACCUGUGCCUAUUCAACUGCUGUGUGGGAGAAGCAACUAGCUUGGCAAGGCAUUGUGAGAAGAUCCAUGGAAUGGAAGAAGUCAUUUGGGCUACUAGAAAGGCAAAGGGCAAGUCAUUGAAUGCUAUCCUCUGCAGGAUAAUUCUUGCAUAUAUCCUGUACUUUGUAUGGCAAGAGAGGAACCUUAGGCUCUUCGAGCAGAAACGGAGAGAACCAGGGGUGUUGUUGAGGCAAAUUACACAGGAAGUUCAUAGCAGAGGAUCAAUUCUUCCUAGUGCAUAGUAGACUGGAUGAACUUAGUUACUAUCCAUAGUGGCCUGUUAAUAGUCAUAGAUGUAUAGAUGCUUUGUUUUGAUUAUUGGUUGCAGUUCUGGGACUUGUCCAUUACUGCAUUUUUUUUUCUGAGCUGUAAAUGAUCACUUUGGUAAAUAAUCAGUUAGUGAUCAAAAAAGAAUCUGAAUAACUUCAAAUAA